Messenger RNA from Mangifera indica (mango), 1762 nucleotides. Its product is annotated as putative lipase ROG1. NCBI's taxonomy places the organism in Eukaryota, Viridiplantae, Streptophyta, Magnoliopsida, Sapindales, Anacardiaceae. The record is from RefSeq and is a predicted model, not a curated record. The coding region runs from base 165 to 1418 and encodes 417 amino acids. The transcript is spliced from 10 exons.
CAGGUUAGGCUCCCCAUUCUCUGAAACUCUGUAGUUUAAAAACAAGCACACUUGAGAGACAUCAAACGUAACUAACAUAACACAGCUGCUUUGUAAGGAACUUCGGGUAAUACAUGAACCUUCCGUGUUCUCCCUAGGCGAAACGACGUCGAAGUCUUUAGGCGAUGGCUUCUGUGGAGGUUGAAGGAGGUUAUGGUUCCGUACUCGAGGAAGCAUCGAAGAAGGAGCAAGUUGCUGAGAUCAAGAAGAACCAUGAAAAUGCGAAGGAGAAGAAGAAGAUUGAGAGAUAUUCGCGUAUCCCGAGAUUUUCUUGUUUGAAAACCAAAACAGACGAGAUGGGGAAUUUCGACAUGGAGAUGGUGGUCGAAGAUGCUCAAGGAGACCGGCCGAGUCCUACUCACCUUGUUGUAAUGGUCAAUGGUAUUGUCGGGAGUGCUCAAAAUUGGAAAUAUGCUGCAAGACAACUUCUGAUGAAGUAUCCUGAGGAUCUAAUUGUUCACUGCAGUAAGCGUAAUUCUUCAAUGUCGACACUUGAUGGUGUAGAUGUAAUGGGAGACCGAUUAGCAGAAGAGGUUAUUUCAGUCAUUAAACAUCGUCCAGGUGUCCAGAAGAUCUCAUUUAUUGGUCACUCCCUGGGUGGCCUUGUGUCAAGGUAUGCAAUUGCAAGGCUUUAUAGAAGAGAUGUCACCAAUGAUCUUCCCCAAGGAAAUGGAGAAAAUAGGAAUGAUGAAUCUGGACAAAGAGAAACAUUCCAGAAAGAUAAAUUUAAAGGAAAAAUUGCUGGGCUGGAGCCCAUAAAUUUUAUAACCUCAGCGACACCUCACCUUGGUUCAAGGGGUCAUAAGCAGGUCCCAGUAUUUUGUGGUUUUUACACCCUGGAAAAAGUAGCUGCCCAUGCAUCCUGGUUUCUUGGUAGAACUGGGAAACAUCUGUUUUUGACCGACAGCGAUGAAGGAAAACCUCCUCUUCUUCUUCAGAUGGCCACUGACUGUGAAGAUCUUAAAUUUGUAUCUGCCUUGCAGUCCUUCAGGCGUCGUGUAGCCUAUGCAAAUGCACGCUUUGAUAACCUUGUUGGGUGGAGUACAUCAUCGCUGCGGCAUCCAAAUGAGCUCCCAAAGUGGCAACAUCUUAGGAGAAGUGACAAGUAUCCACAUGUUGUAAAUGUGGAGACAACUAAAACAGCAAGUCCUAAAGAAGAAAUCAAUUUGGAGAGCAUAAAAACUGGAAGUGAGACUGCUGGCAUUCAAGAGAGAAUGCUCAGAGGUUUGACUGCUGUGAGCUGGGAACGGGUUGAUGUUAACUUCAGUGGAAGCAAGCAAAGAUGUCUGGCACACCAAACCAUUCAGGUGAAAACCUAUUGUAUCAAUUCUGAUGGAGCUGAUGUGAUCCAACAUAUGAUUGACAAUUUUAUCACUUGAAAUGUUCCAAGUUGUUCUAAUUACCUUGUAAAGUCGAUUGUUGUUGGCCUCUUAUUGAAAUCUGAGGGAAUUUUAUUGUGACUUAAUAUGAAGCUGGGUUCAAGGCAGCUAUUAUGGUUGAUCUCUGCAAUUAAGACAAGAACUGAUAGUUAUGCUAUUUUGGGUGAAGACGAGUGAUAAUUUUUCUAGGGACCAUAGUAAAGCAAGAGCAAUGAGGGAGAGAGCGCCUUGUGUAUUCUUAUUUAGUAUUAUUGCUAACAACCAUAAGAUCAAAAUAUAGACAACAAUGGUUAUAUACUUAUAUUACAUUAGGAGUAGGUGAAUAUUAAUUUGUAUUCAGCUUA